This is a messenger RNA of Euleptes europaea (tarantolino), 506 nucleotides long. RefSeq names its product ribosomal protein S15a (gene RPS15A). The coding region runs from base 70 to 462 and encodes 130 amino acids. Gene Ontology annotation, molecular function: structural constituent of ribosome. Gene Ontology annotation, cellular component: ribosome; cytosolic small ribosomal subunit. NCBI's taxonomy places the organism in Eukaryota, Metazoa, Chordata, Lepidosauria, Squamata, Sphaerodactylidae. Gene Ontology annotation, biological process: translation. The record is from RefSeq and is a predicted model, not a curated record. The transcript is spliced from 5 exons.
GCGCUUCCCAUAAUCCCUCGCGCGCGGGCGCCCUCUUUCCUUUUUCCGCCAUCUUGCUGUCCGGGCACCAUGGUGCGCAUGAAUGUUCUGGCAGAUGCUCUAAAAAGCAUCAACAAUGCAGAGAAACGUGGGAAACGUCAAGUUCUCAUCAGGCCGUGCUCCAAAGUAAUUGUGCGAUUCUUAACUGUGAUGAUGAAACAUGGUUACAUCGGUGAAUUUGAGAUCAUCGAUGAUCACAGAGCCGGGAAAAUUGUUGUGAACCUCACAGGCAGACUCAACAAGUGUGGUGUGAUCAGUCCCAGAUUUGAUGUCCAGCUGAAGGAUCUGGAAAAGUGGCAGAACAACCUGCUUCCUUCGCGCCAGUUUGGGUACAUUGUGCUGACCACUUCUGCUGGGAUCAUGGACCACGAGGAAGCGAGGCGAAAACAUACAGGAGGGAAAAUCCUGGGCUUCUUUUUCUAAACUUGUAAAAAAUAAAAAUAAAAAAGGCAGAAGAACGAACGGUA